Messenger RNA from Raphanus sativus (radish), 3468 nucleotides. RefSeq lists its product as uncharacterized. The transcript is spliced from 4 exons. The record is from RefSeq and is a predicted model, not a curated record. NCBI's taxonomy places the organism in Eukaryota, Viridiplantae, Streptophyta, Magnoliopsida, Brassicales, Brassicaceae. Bases 1 to 3468 code for a protein of 1155 amino acids.
AUGUUAGUUCUGAAGCUCCGGAAAAAGGGUAUACUUCUCACUCUACAGAUGGAGAGGCUCCCGAAGAUCAUUAUUCAAAUGGGUCCGACGGCAAGCCAGCUCACAAUGACCGGAACAAGGACAGUGGUGGGGUGGAGCACAGGCGGAAGAAUAGUGGUUGUUUGGGACCCGUCGGUUUCAGUUUUUGUGUAUAGCUCAUCCGCUCAGGCAGUAACUUGCGGAAUUUUCAUUAUGGCGGAGAAUGUUCACUUCACCGUCACCUUUGUUUACGGGUUCAACGAGGUGGAAGCCCGAAAAUCUCUGUGGAAUGAACUCUCCCUCAUGAACAGAACAACACCAGUCUCUUAUUCUCCUUGGUCGGUUGUAGGUGACUUCAACCAAAUUAUCAGGGUUAGUAAUCAUUCAGACUACCCCAAUUCUGUUAUCGAUAUCAGUGGGAUGGAAGACAUGAACAUGGCUCUCCAAGAUGCAGAGCUACUCGAAGCCCAAGCAAAGGGCUCUCCUUUUACAUGGUGGAAUAAUCAGAUUGACAAUCCCAUCUCGAAGAAGAUAGAUCACGCCUUCAUUAAUCAAGACUGGGUCUCAAAGUUUCAUGAUUCGUACGCUGAGUUUCUCGAGCCGGACCAGUCUGAUCAUGCUCCUUCCGAAUUCCGAGUCUCAACAGACAAUCUCACAAGCCGUUCAAGAUCAAACCAAUAUAAGCUGGUCCGCUCACUGAAAUGCUUGAAAGGAGAUCUGCGGCGUCUUAACAAGACACACUACAGCGGUAUCUCCCAGCGGGUAAAGGAGCAGUCCAGGGUAGUGGAGGGGUUACAGCGCACUCUGCUAACAACACCGGACAGUAACACAGCAGAGGAAGAGCACAGAGAGCGUGCAAAGCUGAACUUGCUUCUUACGGCUGAGCAGAAGUUCUAUAGACAGCGAUCACGAGUGCGAUGGGCUGACGUGGGUGAUAGAAACACGCCAUUCUUUCACAAAAUGGUUGCCCAACGUGUUACUCGAAAUCACAUACACUUCCUCAAGGAUGACAACGAUCAGUUUAUUGGAACGGCGGAAGGUAUUAAAGCUCACUCGGCAGCUUACUUUCAACGGAUAUUGGGUAGUACGGAUAUGCCUACAUCCCCGGUCACUGUUGAUGAGCUACAAGGGCUGUUGGAUUUCAGAUGCUCCGACCUACAGCAGCGUUACUUGAGCAGAGAAGUCACGGCGGCUGAGAUAAGAGCAACGGUUUUCUCAAUGCCGCUUAACAAGAGUUCCGGCCCUGAUGGUUACUGUGUUGAGUUUCUCCGGGCUUCUUGGGACACGGUGGGUCAGGACGUUGUCAAUGCUGUCACUGAAUUCUUCAGGAAUGGUCGCCUCCUAAAGGACCUGAAUACAACAGCCAUCACCUUGAUUCCUAAAACCCCUGAAGCGUGCAUGCUUGGAGAAUAUAGACCGAUAAGUUGCUGCAACAUAGUCUACAAGACAUCUUUCCUUAAGGGCAGAAGCUUGGGAGAUAAUGUUCUACUAGCGACCGAACUGAUUCAGUCAUACAAUUCAGCAAACUACCAGCAUAGUUGCACCGUUAAAGUAGACAUACGCAAGGCAUUCGACACAGUUUGCUGGAAUUUUGUCAUCAAGCUCCUGCAAGCGCAAUCAUUUCCACCGAUUUUUAUCACUUGGAUCAGAGAAUGCAUGACUUCUCCAAGGUUUUCGGUCUCAAUAAAUGGCGAACUGGCAGGGUUCUUCGCGGGGAAAAAAGGCCUUCGUCAAGGUGAUUCUAUCUCUCCAUACCUUUUUAUCAUGAUCAUGGAAGUGCUCUCCAAAUUAUUCGAGAAAUUGGUGGACGACGAGGGUAUGAGACUGCACCCUUUAUGUGCUAACCCAAGAGUGACUCAUCUACUGUUUGCGGAUGACCUACUUGUCUUCUCUGAUGGUUCCUGUCAUUCUAUCUUUGGAAUUAAAGGAGUGAUGAGGAUGUUUAAAUGCUGGACUGGUCUUGAUAUUAAUCCAGCGAAGUCUGAGAUUUUUCUUGGAGGUUAUGCUGACAUUGAAGCUGCUGUUUUGAGUGAUCUCUCAGGAUUCAAGCGGGGGUCUUUUCCCACUAGGUACCUCGGCCUCCCCUUGAACCCUUCUCGCUUAAACUCUGAGUCGCUUCAACCGUUCCUGGAGAGAAUCACCAAUAAGCUACACUCCUGGACAGUGAAGUGUCUAUCUUUUGCUGGUAAGAUAAGAAUGGUGACUUCGGUCAUAUAUGGGAUGGUUAAUUUUUGGAGUUCUGUUUUCACGCUGCCUAAACGGUUUUAUGCUAAGGUGGACUCUCUCUGCUCUGCUUUCCUUUGGAACAAUAAAACCACUUCGGCUACAGGGGCCAGAGUAUCAUGGGAGAGUAUCUGUCAACCUAAACAAGAAGGGGGGCUGGGUAUCAGGAAGCUGGAAGAUUACCAGUCUGUGUUUCAGUUGAAGCGAGUCUGGAAUUAUUUUUCCUCACCAGAGUCUCCGUGGAGCCGUUAUCUCUCCAAUAAUGUCUUCAACCGCAAUUCUUACUGGACUAUGGAAACCACAGCGCGGGUGUCUGCAACGGUCAGAAAUAUGAUCUCUAUUAAACCUACGGUUGAAUACUUUCUCAGAUGUGCAAUAGGAGAUGGCAGGUCAGCAUCUUUUUGGUUUGACUGGUGGACUGAUAUGGGGCCUUUGAUCUCUGCAAUUGGUCCUACAGGUCCAAGAGAUCUUCGUCUUCCUCUAUCCUCUACGGUUUCUGAGGCAACAAAUGCUGGAAAUUGGCUACUUCCAGCAGCUAGAUCAGAUGAAGUUGAGACCUUACAGAUAGUUCUCUCAACAAUGCCUGCACCAUCUCCUUCAAGAGGUAAAGACUGUUAUCUGUGGCGCAGUGGUAACAGCAGCUAUGAUAAAAAAUUCUCAACUAAGAGGACCUGGGAACAGAUUCGUGUGCCUGUUGAGCCUGUUUCUUGGGUUAACUUGGUCUGGUUUAAAGAGGAAAUUCCAAGAUGUUCUUUUUUCACUUGGCUAUCGGUGUUACAGCGACUCCCUACUAGAGAUCGUUUGGCUUCUUGGGGGAUGAACGUCCCCACACACUGCAUGCUCUGCUCAUCAGCGGAAGAAAUCCAUGCUCACCUGUUCUUUCGAUGCUCAUAUGCUUCCUCUGUUUGGUCGCAUUUCUGUGUUGGGAGGUUUCUAUCGGCUCCUCCGGACUCAAUUAUAGAGUGUUCAACAGUUCUAAGAGACCACCUGUUUAGUUCUGUACCUAGAGCUGGUCCGGUGCUCAAGCUGAUCUUGCAGGUAGUCAUCUAUUGCUUAUGGAGAGAACGUAAUGCUCACAUCUUCACCGCCACUUUUUCCCCUGCUUCGGUGCUCGCCUCCAAAAUUGAUCGCAUGGUUAGGGACAGACUGCUCUCUAUUCCAUCUCCAUCUUCUUCUCAACCAUCGCUGCUGCUGCUUUAUUUAUCUUUCCUGUAUGAUGUAUCUUAA